This is a messenger RNA of Oppia nitens, 1473 nucleotides long. RefSeq names its product legumain-like. Gene Ontology annotation, molecular function: cysteine-type endopeptidase activity. Gene Ontology annotation, biological process: vacuolar protein processing. The transcript is spliced from 5 exons. The record is from RefSeq and is a predicted model, not a curated record. Bases 39 to 1415 code for a protein of 458 amino acids. Lineage: Eukaryota; Metazoa; Arthropoda; Arachnida; Sarcoptiformes; Oppiidae.
UGAAAAUUAAUUAGUAGUUWAAAAAAAACUAAUACAAAAUGAAAACUAUAUUGAUUUUAUCGGUUUGCUAUUUGGCUGCUGCCAGUGCUUUCCGUUUUGAUAUCCCGGAGCUGCCGGUCAAUGCCAAUGGUACGAGUUGGGCAUUUUUGGCUGCCGGUGGUAACGGUUUCUCUCUAGACUGGGCUAUCCAGGCCGAUGUCUACCAUGCCUUUCAAAUAUUCAAAGCCCGUGGCGUACCCGAGGAAAACAUAAUUGUCAUGCAUUUGGACAAUCAGGCCACGAAAAAAUCUAACCCUAAACCGGGCACAGUUAUCAAUGUCCCGGGUGGUCCCGAUGUCUAUCAUGGUGUACCCAAACACUAUACCGGUCAGGAAGUUACUGCCAAAAACUUUUUAGCUGUACUACGUGGCGAUGAAACCCUAAAACAGCAGRGUAAAAAAGUAUUGGAAUCGGGACCCAAUGAUAAUGUAUUUGUCUAUUUUAUGGACCAUGGUGGCCAUCAGUUGGUUGCCUUUCCACAUGGCGGCUAUAUGUAUGCCAAAGAUUUGAUUGCCACACUCAAGGCUAUGCAUACCGAWAAAAAAUUCAAUAAAUUGGUAUUUUAUUUGGAAGCCUGCGAAUCGGGAUCCAUGUUCAAUACACUACUACCCCAAGAUAUCAACGURUAUGCCGUCACCUCAUCCCAACCCACCCAAAACAGCUGGGCCUGGGGUUACGAUAAAACCUAUAAAGAAUAUACCGCCGGUUAUUUUGCCUCACAAUGGCUUAAAAAUACUGAAUCAAAGAAAACCGAGUCAUUGGACGAUCAGUUUACUUAUAUUAAGACCGAAACAGCUAAAGACUACUCUGACCCGCAAUCUGGCCAGAAAUGGCAUCAAAAUGCCGAACAAUACGGCGAUCUGACCGUUGCUAAGGCCGAUAUUGGCCAGUAUGAGGGACCCAAAGAGUUCAAGUCGGCUGUUAACAGUGAUGAGCACCAGGAGAUUGUCAGCUUCCGUGACGUACCGGUAGCUAUGGCUCAGAAAGCUAUUGUCCAAUCCGUGACCAAUGAAGACAAACUCCAAGCUGUCGAACAAUUGGAACAGAUUCUGAUCGGUCGUCAGUUGGUUGACAAACAUUUUGAACAGUUAGCUACCGAUUUGGAACAGUUGACUGGUCUGGACAGUCAACUAUUGGUUAACCAACGCCAGGAGUUGCUCAGUGAAGGUUCGGGUGAUUGUUAUCAACAGUUUGUCGACACUUUCCACUCAAAGUGUUUCAAUAUUAACGAGAAUCCAUACGUUUUGGGCAAACUUAACGUAUUUGUCAAUAUCUGUGAACACUUGACGGCCAGACAACAGRCCAUUGCAUUGAACCAAUUGGUCGGUCAAUGCGAGACCACUAAUAUUGUCGGCAAACCCGAGCAUAUCAUCUAAAAUAGUUAAUAAAAUAAAUAACUAAUUGUAUAUAUACUGUAUAUUCAUAUAUAUAUAU